GAUCAUGACGACAUCGCUGCCGGAGAAGGAAACGGAGCAAGAGGUCCGGGAGCGGGAGGCCAAGGCUCUGGAGGAUCGGAAGGAGCGGAAGAUCUACGAGAACUUUGCCACGCCCCUGGCGGGCACUUUCCUCAACCUCCCACGCGAGCCUGUGGAGAUCAAGUGCCCCGCCUGCGGAAUCAAGGAUCUGAGUGUGGUGCAGAAUGAUCUCAAGUGGUGGGCCAGUGAACUUAACCGCAUUGUGGGCUGUCUUUUUGUGAGCUUUUGUUGUUGCUGCUGCUUCAAUUACUAUGUGCCCUGCAAGCAAACCGACCGAAGUCAUUACUGCGGCAACUGUGGUUGCUACUUUGGACGCUCUAUGAAGAGGAGGGAACCACUUAAAUUAAAGGCAACCACCGCCUAGUCAGC
This is a messenger RNA of Drosophila takahashii, 408 nucleotides long. RefSeq lists its product as uncharacterized. The record is from RefSeq and is a predicted model, not a curated record. Lineage: Eukaryota; Metazoa; Arthropoda; Insecta; Diptera; Drosophilidae.